Chondrus crispus (carragheen) is the source of this 183-nucleotide messenger RNA. RefSeq lists its product as hypothetical. The coding region runs from base 1 to 183 and encodes 60 amino acids. NCBI's taxonomy places the organism in Eukaryota, Rhodophyta, Florideophyceae, Gigartinales, Gigartinaceae. The record is from RefSeq and is a predicted model, not a curated record. The transcript has a single exon.
AUGAGUGAGUUUUUUUUUUUUUUUUUGACGUGCGACUCUCCCCGUUACGAAGGUGGUUCGCAGUACAGUAAAAAGGCCAGCUCGUUGGAAACUGCAAACCUUGAAGCUGUCAAACCACCGGCAAGCCACAGAAAAUCAACUUGUCAGAAAAAAAGUCAAGGCAUGCGGUUCUGUUUAGAAUAA